Molecule: messenger RNA, 789 nt
Organism: Fonsecaea pedrosoi CBS 271.37
Lineage: Eukaryota; Fungi; Ascomycota; Eurotiomycetes; Chaetothyriales; Herpotrichiellaceae
Exons: 1
Coding region: 1-789 (262 amino acids)
Source: RefSeq, a predicted model, not a curated record
AUGGCCCGUGAUCAAACAGCUUCACGUUCGGUCCGAACUCUCUGGGUCUGGCCUGGUGGCAUAUUCCCACGACGCGUUGCCUACUACGUCAAAGCGAAAUCCGUAACAGCCGACCAUCUCAACCGUCUGGGGCUGACUCUGAUCCCCUGCACUGUCGACCUAAAGUCCCAAGAUCUGGCUCUGGAUGCCAUCCCAGGCCACGAGAAAAGACCUAAGGGCUUCUCACUUCCCGUCUUGCGCAUACAAGACCUCGAAUCCUCCAACCACAGCAAAUUCAUCGCCCAGUCCAGCAGCAUCCUCGAGUACUUGGAAGACCUACUUCCAGCGUCGGACGGGCACCCCAGUCUGCGGGGUGACGACGCCUUCCAAGCAGCCAGAGUCAGGGACAUCGUCCAACUCAUCAACGAAGUCUUGACCUGGUGCAACGUCUAUGUUCGACACCUCACGGCAUUCAGUCUUGGGUGGAGUGGAAUGACAGAGGAACAGCAGAGCCCUCAGGCGGGGGAGGACGCUCAAGUUCAAUACCGCCGUCUGUUGACGACACUGCAGUCUUGGACCAAUACAUGUUCAAAGGGAGUCAGUCUGGUUGGCGCCGACCGGCCCACCCUUGCAGAUAUCACGGCCGCGGCCGCCAAGACGUCCAUGGAAGAUCUCUACGGCAUAAAUCUGUUCGACGGCUUUGAAGGUUUGGAGGCUUGGUGGACGCGAUAUCAGUCGAGCCCUUGGUUCGUGAUCAGAGAUGUGAUCGACCAAAUUGAAAAAGAUGGGUUCAACCUUCUUUUGAAAUGA